Molecule: messenger RNA, 690 nt
Organism: Naumovozyma castellii
Lineage: Eukaryota; Fungi; Ascomycota; Saccharomycetes; Saccharomycetales; Saccharomycetaceae
Gene: ATP23
Product: putative metalloprotease
Exons: 1
Coding region: 1-690 (229 amino acids)
Source: RefSeq, a predicted model, not a curated record
AUGAGCAGACCUACCAAAAAUGACGACCAAGUUGUCCCUACUAAGGGGAUGGAAUGGUGGAGAAGGACGUUCCAGUAUAAGACAGGGCUUGGUUUAACGGCAGAGGAAAAGUCCAAAUAUGAGAAAGAUUAUUCGACAAUAUUGCAAAGAAGUCAAUGUGAGAAAUGUUACGAACAAAGAGAUUGGAUGUUGAAAUUUUCUCCUACGGUACGGUUUAUGACACAAAGGAUCUCCAGUUUACAACCUGGUAUUAAAUUUGAUGAGAAAAUAUUCUGCGAUAUAUGUGAUGAUACUAAGAGUGGUGGAUUCCAUCCGGAAUUGGGGAUACUACUUUGUCAAAAUCAACUAAAGGAUAAAUGGCAUUUGGAAGAUACUUUAUCUCAUGAAUUGAUUCAUUGGUUUGAUGAAUUGAAAUGGAAAGUUGAUUGGCUAAACUUGAAACAUCAUGCCUGUUCUGAAAUUAGAGCAUCUAACUUAUCUGGAGAGUGUAGAUUUUGGCAAGAAUUCUCCAGACGUGGAUUUGGAUUUAAAGUUUCAAGAGGUCAACAAAAUUGUGUUAAGAGAAGAGCUGUCUUAAGUGUCAUGGGCAAUCCAAGUUGCCAGAAUAAAGAACAAGCUGAACGAGUAGUGGAUGAAGUAUGGGAGAGCUGCUUCAAUGAUACGAGACCGUUUGAAGAGAUAUAUAGAUAG